AUGCCCCCAAAGGCCAGUGCAACUCGCAAGCACACGAAGAUCACGAAAAAGUGUCCCUCGCGCAAGAAUGCGAAGGCAAUAAAAAAACCAGGGAAAAAUUCGGGUUUAAACCCGUCUUUGAAUUCAGAUGCAAGCCAGAUCGGUGUCCGUGUCGAACAACCUCAAGGUCCGGCAUCAUACCAGCAACUAAUUUCGUUAAUCGAAUCCGAAGGCAUGGACGAGGAUGAGGACGACGAGGACGAGGAUGAUGAGAUGGAGGAGGAAGAUGAUAUGGAGGAAGUCAAUAUGGAGGAAGCCGAUGAACAUCUCGCACAACCAGGUCCGUCACACGACUACUACUCAUCGUCCAUGCAGCCAGCUCCACCGCCGGACUCCCAGCAGCUCCCUCGACAACAUCUUGGGCAACCAGGCCCGUCGCACGACUACCACCCACCGUUCAUGCAGCCAGCUCCACCGCCGGACUCCCGGCAGCUCCCUCAGCAACAUCUUGGGCAACCAGGCCCGUCGCACGACUACCGCCCACCAUUCAUGCAGCCAGCUCCACCGCCGGACCCCCGGCAGAUCCCUCGACAACAUCUUGGGCAACCAGGCCCGUCGCACGACUACCGCCCACCGUUCAUGCAGCCAGCUCCACCUCCAGACCCCCGGCAGAUCCCUCGGCAACAUCUUGGGCGACCAGGCCCGUCGCACGACUACCGCCCACCAUUCAUGCAGCCAGCUCCACCUCCGGACCCCCGGCAGCUCCCUCGGCAACAUCUUGGGCAACCAGGCCUGUCGCACGACUACCGCCCACCGUUCAUGCAGCCAGCUCCACCGCCGGACCCCCGGCAGAUCCCUCGACAACAUCUUGGGCAACCAGGCCCGUCGCACGACUACCGCCCACCGUUCAUGCAGCCAGCUCCACCGCCAGACUCCCGGCAGCUCCAACAGCAACCAGCCCCUCAUGCUCACACUUACGGGCUCCCACAGAUGCCAUUCGCACCACCGGAACUCGUGUCUCGUGAGGCACAUCAAUUUGAUGUGCCCACACCGACAACCUUCAGGAAUAUCGGACACAUGCAAGAGCCGCAGAGGGAGGAAGAACGGACACGUUAUCUGGGACGCUUACCCAUCGACCUGCCCGGAAUUCGGAAGGUAUUCGUAUACGAUCCUCGCCGCCCACCCAAAGGCCACCGGGGACAACUGUUCCCAACCGGAGUUAUCAGAGCUACAGGAGACAUCACUGUUACUGCACCACUCCCGUCUCGCAGAGAGCUGCCUCCGGUGUCUACUCCUCCCUCGCCUAUCACUAAUUUGCCUGUGGCUGGCUCCGGGCCUGUGGCCAACAGUCCUGCACGCUCCCAUCCCUAUGCUCCCCAACGUCCGACUAAUGAGCAGUUCAAGAAAUUGAUGGAAGCCGCGAAGUCUAAUAUGCGCCGCAAGGUGUUACUAGAGAACGCUAUGCCCGAAACGGGCGUCAACAUGGCGAUGGCGGAGGCAGCGCUGUCGGCAGCUCGCCAGGACUUCAUGCCUGACGCGGAGGUUCCCAACUACGAAACCUUCCAUUAUGAUCUUAACCGUCCGUUGGACGCAAAUGCGGAGAUCGCGCACAGGAAACAACGCGUACUGAUACUCGUUGAGAAUCACGCGUACUUGUUUUUGCACGAAACGAAUGAUCCAGACUCGCUGGCCCCAGUCAAUCAUCCUGGCGUACACGCCAUCAUCGUUGCAGCUGUGUGGGAAACCGGCUUCCACACAGAGCUUGACAUAGACGACGUGGACGCUCUCGACAAUCUGAUUUCACUUGGCGGCGCUGCAACACAUUCAGUCCUCAUGGAGCAUCUCAACGGGAGACGUCAGACGGUGGAGUUUUCAGCAUCUUCGUCAUCUGGAGCAGAGUAUCGUUUCAUUCAACAACACAAUCUCACCAUUCGUAACGUUCCUGCAGUAUAUCACGCUUCCAUUUCUUUAAAGAAAGAUUUAGUUGAACGAGGUAUAUCUACUAUCAGUACGGCUAGUAUGUCUGAUGAUCUGUAG
Molecule: messenger RNA, 2016 nt
Organism: Suillus fuscotomentosus
Lineage: Eukaryota; Fungi; Basidiomycota; Agaricomycetes; Boletales; Suillaceae
Exons: 5
Coding region: 1-2016 (671 amino acids)
Source: RefSeq, a predicted model, not a curated record